CUCUCCUCACACACACUCAUGGCUCUUCAUCAGCUGGUGCUGUUCUUCCUCUUCCUCCACUGUGGACUCUCAGAUUAUUGGAGCAGCAUCAGGAUGUUGUCUGUACAGAAUGGCCAGCCAGCCAUCAUCCCCUGCCUGUAUGAGAAGGAACACAAAGAUGAUACUAAGCUCUGGUGUAGGAAAGAUGAUCUGUCUAAGUGUGCUCCAGCUGUGAACAGCACACAGAGUCAGCGUCCUGCUGGUGUGUCCAUUUCUGAUGACAUCACACAUGGAAUCUUCACUGUGAAUAUGACGAACAUCAGCCGUACAGAUUCUGGUUACCAUUGCUGCACUGUUAAACCCAGAACUGAGCCACCCAUAACAAAAGACUGCACAAACAUAAAAGUACAAGAUCAUCCAGUGCUGAUCGUAGACAACGCCAUGAUAAGCGGGAAUGAGAGUGGGACUGCCUCUUUUAGCUUCCAGUACCGUUACUCUGGAACGUCCCAGAUGUUCUGUCAGCUAAGAGGGGAGUGUGUGGUAUCAUCAGCCACUGACCCUGGAUCUUUGAAUGGGAUGUCAGUGAUGCUGAGUAACGUAGCUCGGAGAGUGACUCUCAAUGGCCUGCAGAGGAAGAACACUGGCUGGUAUGUGCUCUCUAUUUGGCCAUACCAGAUACCUGUUCAUCUCAACGUGAUUGGCAUCGAACCAACCCCAGUUCUUGAUGUUGUUGCAAAGUGGCCCGGAUCCACUCAUGACUCCAGGUUAUUGAUGGAGAGUGGUCUGAGGGAGCUGUUUGAAAGGCGUCAUGUGCCAGCUGGAUGUCACUUGUUGGGGGACAGUGGCUAUCCCUGCAAGUCGUGGCUCCUCACACCCUAUCUCCAUCCACAAGUGGGACCACAGCUAAAUUACAAUAGAGCACACAAGAAGACACGCAGUGUGGUGGAAAGGGGGAUUGGACAGCUAAAGCGACGUUUCCACGUUCUCCACAGUGAAAUCCGCCUUAGUCCCGAGAAGGCAAGUCAAGUAAUCACUGUGUGCGCGCUUCUUCACAACCUGUGCCAACAAAGAAACAUACCCCAACCAGGAGAUGGUGAUGAGUUUGAGGAAGAUAACGAUGACAAUGACAAUGACGAAAACCAUUUUUUCGACGGAGUGGAACAAUGUGGACUGCCAUUCAGGGAUCACUUUGUCCAUACACACUUUGGGGGUGAUGGCCACGCACCAGCAGCAGAACUGAGGGGAGAGGCAGGUGAUGCUAUAGGGAUCGUGGAGGAAGAACCUGGAAGAGGAAGAGGUGCUGCACGAAGAGGUGGCGUAAGAGGAAGAGGUGCAGUAAGAGGACGAAGAGGUGCAGUAAGAGGACGAAGAGGAUCUCCUGAGACGAACACAAACACGACUGCUUCCAACCCAGACCAUCAUGGAAUGGUUGAGGUGCUAGUCCCAGUCUGUAUUGCUGUGCUCAUUGUCCUUUGUGCUGUAGUGGGUCUGGUACGAUGGAGACGAGGAAAGAGAAAGCCACCUCAACAAGCUGCUGCCGAUGCAAACUCAGCUUGUGAGACCAUCCGCCUUGAUGAGACACGCAGGAAGGUGUCACCGAAACACGUCGUAUCUGCUGAUGCCGUCUACGUGAAUGACAUGCGCUGGGAGAGGUCACCAAAACAGGCACUCAAGGUCUCUGCAGCUCGAAAUCUUUACACUGAAGUCCGAGUUUGAUACAAAUAAGCGCCUCAUCUCUUCAAUUCAAACAAACAAAAAAACAUCAAACAUAUGGAACACAUACAGUACAACCCCACCCUUUUCUAUUGCUUGACCUCGCGCUCUCUUUUCAUGAUUAAAAAAAAAAUAUUUGAUACAUUGUUUUAUCUUGUAUAUUUGGUUUUCUUGUUAAGUUUACGUUUGUUGUUUGUUUGUGGUUAAAGGUAAACUAUGCAACGUUUUUCAGUAAAUCAAUUCGUUCCAUACUGUUAUAUAUGAAUAAAUGAGUCAUUCCCGG
Molecule: messenger RNA, 1975 nt
Organism: Sardina pilchardus (European sardine)
Lineage: Eukaryota; Metazoa; Chordata; Actinopteri; Clupeiformes; Clupeidae
Exons: 11
Coding region: 19-1695 (558 amino acids)
Cellular component (GO): plasma membrane
Molecular function (GO): transmembrane signaling receptor activity
Source: RefSeq, a predicted model, not a curated record